Molecule: messenger RNA, 1351 nt
Organism: Ectocarpus sp. CCAP 1310/34
Lineage: Eukaryota; Phaeophyceae; Ectocarpales; Ectocarpaceae
Source: the annotation of a GenBank genome assembly
AUGUGCCAGGGUAGAGCGAGUUCCAUUCUUGUCGGGACUGUGUCGCUGAAGAGGGGGAGUUUCCUGCCGUCGCGUGUGUCGAUGGUACAUGUCUGAGGCUCUCAUGGAUAGAAAUCCGUUGGAAGAUGGACUUGUGUCCGCAGACUUCUCGCCAAUAAUGCGGACCAAAAAUCUCACCGUAGUAGGAGCACCAUGCGAGGAAGGGUUAGACUACACCAGCAGGGGUUUUUGAAAACUAGAAACUGCCCAGGCUCGGAUCAAACACCCCGACCACCAACGCGCGCCACGCCAGAGCACGUCAGUUGCGAAAAAAAAACUUGUGGCUUCCACCAUGCCGUCGGGAUCAUCUUAAUGCUAUGGGUAUCUGAGACUAAUCUAUUUUUAGCACAAAACCGACCUGUCCACUUUCGCCGCCGCUCCUACAACAAGUAGUAGCAGUAGCGUCUGUUGUUGUGUUUUGUAUCGUUGGGACUGGUUCACAACACGUGCCUUGGUGAGCAUAGUACCUGCCAGCCCUCUUGUAGAAGUGGUUUCUCACAUAAGUCCUCUAUUCCAAAACAUCCAUGGGGACUCGUGGUCACAAGGUACGGCACCCUCGACACUGCGAAGAAAUCAAAUAACAAAUAUAUGUAGGCUACCGUAUAUGACACAAGAUAACCCACCCCCUUGACCGAUUUUCGAAGCUCGAUUACUCCACGACGAAGAGGAUGCAUAAACGAAAUGAUACACUUUCGAAAAGCUAUGAACGAGACGGUUUCAACGCCACCGUNCAAAACAUCCAUGGGGACUCGUGGUCACAAGGCUACCGUAUAUGACACAAGAUAACACUCCCCCGGGACGGAUUUUCAAAGCUCGAUUACUCCACGACGAAGAGGAUGCAUAAACGAAAUGAUACACUUUCGAAAAGCUAUGAACGAGACGGUUUCAACGCCACCGUUUUCGGCGCUGUGACUGUUCUUGCAGUUGAGAAAUCGAGCUUCGAAAAUCGGUCAAGGGGGUGGGUUAUCUUGUGUCAUAUACGGUACAUAUCACUCAGAGUGGGAGGCAACGGAAGAAAAAGAAGGAUUAUUACGAGGCAUUUUACGGUGAGAAUUUAUCGCGGAAAGUGUGGGUGGUGUCAAUCGUGGUGUUGUUAUCCAUGACACAAUGAAUGCUUGUUGCUCUCCGUAUUCAUUCUCUUGUAAGCCUUGUUCCCCCCGUUUACCCAUAUCUCAAUACCCAGCACUGCACUGUGGUCAUCGACGUAUAGACUCGUCUACACGACAGCAGUAGUCGUCAUGUCAUCGCGCCGUUCGUAACGCUUUGUGCCCUCAUGUCUUGCACACUGGGCAGGCGACCGGCGAGGAGAAAG